Messenger RNA from Penicillium manginii, 804 nucleotides. RefSeq lists its product as uncharacterized. Bases 1 to 804 code for a protein of 267 amino acids. The record is from RefSeq and is a predicted model, not a curated record. The transcript is spliced from 4 exons. Lineage: Eukaryota; Fungi; Ascomycota; Eurotiomycetes; Eurotiales; Aspergillaceae.
AUGGCCCUGGGGGAAUAUGAGAGUCAGAUGGAGUUAGCAAAGUACAUCCCUGAUAAUGUCGUUGUACCUUUGGCAUAUGGGACUCUCGAAAAUGACCCCUCGGCAUCUUUCUUUUUGGCAAUCUUUCGCAACCUGAGUGAGAAAACCGCCACCCCAGCGCAGCUGGUGGAUGCCCUGGAGAAGUUGCACAAUAAUUCUGUCUCUCCGAAUGGCAAGUUCGGUUUCCAUGUAAUGACCUUCAAUGGCGUGGUGCCUAUUGUCAAUGACUGGUGCGACACAUGGGAAGAAUAUUUUUCUCGCCAGCUUAGAUCGGAUAUCAAGUGGGAACAAGGUAUUCGGGGACCAGAUCCGGAAUUCGAUGCGAUUGCAGACGAGUUCUUUCAGAAAGUCAUCCCAAGGCUAUUGCGACCCCUUGAAACUGGUGGAAGAAGCAUAAAACCUAGCCUCGUUCAUGGUGACCUCUGGCAAGGCAACGCGCAGAUUGAUAUGGUCACUCAACAACUCGUACUCUUUGACUCCUGUUGCUGUUAUGCCCACAAUGAAUUCGAUCUAGGUAUGAUGAGGGAGCCGAGAUAUCGGUUCACAGGCGAGCAUGUCGAUAGAUACAGGGAGGUCAUACGUCCUUCAGAGCCGGUAGAGGACUUUGAUGAUCGACACGCGCUAUAUGCCAUGCAUGAUAACCUUAUUAACGCUGGUCUUCAUGACCACCGGGCAUUUCUUCGUGGAUGGGUUCGGGAGGAAAUGCUGAGGCUUAUUGCGAAACAUCCGAACGGCAUUGACGGUCCACAGGAUGAUAGUGAAUGA